Messenger RNA from Talaromyces proteolyticus, 4308 nucleotides. RefSeq lists its product as uncharacterized. The record is from RefSeq and is a predicted model, not a curated record. Gene Ontology annotation, biological process: intracellular transport. NCBI's taxonomy places the organism in Eukaryota, Fungi, Ascomycota, Eurotiomycetes, Eurotiales, Trichocomaceae. The transcript is spliced from 4 exons. Bases 190 to 3834 code for a protein of 1214 amino acids.
UUUCGUUUUUCAUGCGUUGCCUGAAGAACGUCAGUCGGGACUCGAGGACAAUAACAUAUUGAGAGCACAAGAAUAAGACGCCUGUGAGGGAAACCAGGAGACAGAACCCAUUGUGGUUCUCGCAUAUUGAAUAAGGGACAUUGUCCCUCUGUCUCCGGGAGUGUGAGGAUCUGAAGCACGACUUUGUGGAUGUCUAAACGCACCCUCCCAGGUCCACACGCUGACAGGUUCGCGGGUGUUGACUUCAGCAUGUCAAGCACACCAAAUGAGACGCCCCAGCGGGCAACGGCUGCUCAGUUGGCUAAUAGAAAGAUCCGAGAGCUGGGCAAACGUCGUCCAAGGACGACUGCGCCUCAGUCCCAGACGCCGUUCAACUUUGGCGAAGUUGGCGCAGCUGGCACGAACGACGCUGCAGUAGCAGCUAAUUCUACUGCCUCGAACGGUUUUGCCUUUGGCCAAUCUAGUAGCUUUCCUGGAGCGUCAUCAAAUCCUACCCAGAACGGAUCCCAGCCUGUCACAUUUGGUGCUAGUGGAUCCUCUAGUUUCAACUUUGGAUUUGGCUCUGGCUCUGGCUCUGGCUCAAGCAAUCCAUUUGCCAACCUCAACGGCGGUGGUGCACAGAAUCAGAACCAAAACACGACAGGCGGUCUGUUCAAUUCUGCCAACGCUCCUACGACAAUGAAUCCGCCGCAAGGAAUGUUUGGUGCUACUUCCCAAAACCCACCAAGCCAGCUUUUUGGUCAAUCGACAACGGCUGCUAGCUCUGCACCCCCGAUUUUCCAAUCACAACCAGCAACGACUGGUGCUUCGAAUUUGUUUGGGCAGGCAUCUGCUGCACCUGCUUCAACUUCAUCAUCGCUUUUUCAACCCAAACCUGCUACUAGUGGGCCGUCUUUGUUUGGACAGUCGACCCCUGCUGCUGCUGGCGGCUCAUCUUUGUUUGGACAGUCUUCUGUGGCUCCUAGCUCUAGUUCUUCACUCUUCCAAACUCAAACCCAAACCACAACAGCACCAAGUACAAACUUAUUUGGUAAAGCCACCCCAGCCACGAGUGUUAGCAGUGCGCCGUUAUUCGGGCAAUCUUCGGCAACUACUACUGCGCCAAGCUCUUCUAUCUUCCAGAGUCAGCCAACAAUGGGCGGAAGCUCUACUUUGUUCGACCAGUCUUCGGCUGCUGCACCUCCACCUAGUGCAUCUACACCGCAACCUAGCAUCGCCACAUCUGCUCCCACGUUCUCAUUCGGACAGCCUGCUAGUACUACUUCGUCCCUGUUUGGCAAAUCAAGUGCUGCUUCACCUGCAUUUGCAUCGCCGAACAAAUCUACUGCAGGUAGUGGACCCCUCUUCUCGCAGCACACACAAAGCACGAACAAUGUCUCAACUCUACUUGGACAAUCCAAUCCCUCUACUUCGGCAGUGACCAAUGGCUCGACUACUUUGUUUGGUAAACCGCAAGCACCUGCUGAGAGUACUUUCUCCUUCACUCCCUCCACACCGUCGAAUUCAGGCGUCUCAGCAGCCCAGCCAUCUACUGCCCCGCAGGCUACUGCAAACAUUUUUUCUGGUCUUGGCCAGCCUUUGAACCCCAAGCCUCUCUUCGGGGUUAACAAUGAACCUGAUGACAUGAGCACUUCUCCUGACGCUAAGCCCAAAACUAAUGGACAACUUUCAGGUGCCUCGCCUAUCUUCGCCCCGUCUGCAAGCAAGGCUGCUACUGCGGCGAGCUCUCUCUUUGCUCCUGCUUCGAGUACUCCACAGCCUUCGAGUGCAACUAGUUCCUUCGGUUCGCUGUUUGGACAUAAUCCUGCAUCUACAACACCUGCGACCCCAACUGUCUCUGUUACCCCGUCUAAAGCUUUAUUCGGCGGGCCAGUCUCUUCAGCAGCUACUACUGAGAAAAACAUGGAGUCUACAACUGCCGUCGAAAGCAAGAAACCCGGACCGUUGGCAGCUUUCAAACCUCAAGUACCGGCGAAAGCAAAGGCCCCAUCUGCAUCUUUCGCUGCUUCGGCGGUGAAGACCAGCUCUGCAACGUCUUCUGGGUUGACUGCAGGUGAGAAUCAAGAUUUCAUGAAGAGAACUCAAAUUCGUGAUUUGAACCAUGGCUUCAAAGAUAUGGUGGCUUCCUUCGAUCCUGAUACCCAAAGUCUGGAUGAUAUUAUCCUCUUUUACAUUCGUGUCCGUAAGACGAUGAAUGCACCCAUCGGCUCUCUGGCAAAUAAGCCUAGCAAGCGUAAGCUUGACGAAACAUCUAACGUCGAUGCCCACGAUCGGAUUUCCUCGAAGAAAUCUAGAGCCCAGGAAUCUGUGGCUAGCUCUGUGGAGCCCAGUUUGCCAUCGCUGAAGCACAAGCGCAAGGCAUCUGAAGACUAUGAAGAAACCAGCCCUACUGGCAAGCGUAGAACGGCUGGUUUCGUCCGCAGUGCCACUCAGCCCAGUGGUUCUAAAUCUACGACUGCUGGUAUUUUCGCAAAUGCAUUUGCCUCUGGUGGUUCCAAAGAUAAAGAAUCUACCGAUGCCGUUCCAAGCUUCAAGCCAUCCGCAAGCGUAUCUGCCAAAACAUUUGGUGCUGCAUCGUCUACCUCCACAGCCAACAAACAAACCAAUAUCUCGACUCCGCAGCCCAAGAAACUGCCUGAACCUUCCACUGAGCCUUCUCAGAAGCCGACAUUUGAGGCGCCGAAAUUUGGAAAUACCUCUGGAAAAGAUUUCCUAGCCCAAUUUGGCAAGGCCGCUGGUGGCUCCGCUUCUAAGGGUACCAGUGCGGCUACUGAGGCCGUUAAGCUUGACGUUCCCAAGUUUGGCAAUACAUCUGGCGCUAGUUUUAUGGCCCAGUUUGGUAAGCUUGCUAAAAAUGAUGACGAAGAUGAUGACUCGUCGAGCGAUUACGAACCAGAAGAAGCGUCAAUAACCAAAAAGACGACUGAAGACACCGCCCCAGCUCCUGCUGAACUGAAGGCAGGUGCAUCAGUAUUUGACAACAAACCGAGUGCGCCUUCGAUUGCUCCAAGCAACAUCUUCGGCCAUCUCUCGAACUCUAAUACGAACACCGACGGUGAUUCUUCUGAGGACGAUCUAACGGAGCACUUGAAGAAGCGCGCCAGCCAGUCUAAGCCAAACCUGUUUGAUCGCAUUCGCCGGGCUGACGGUACUCCAGUUCAGCUUUCAGACGACGAAAAGCCCGCAACACCAAAGCCACAAUUGUUCGGCCAGGCCAGCGCUAACCCUUUCGCUUCACUUUCUGCUAGCACUUCUGCACCAUCUUCUACUGCCACACCAUCAAAUGGCUCAAAUAUCUUUGCAAGCAAGACUCCUGCCUCUGGCCCAUUUAGCAGCCUAGCAAUUCCUAACCCAGCAACACACCUAUUUUCUGGCACUGCUACUCCCAGUGUUACAUCUGAUUCCAACGCUGAAGAUACCGACACCGAACCCUACAAAGACACUCAACUAAACCUCAUGGGCAAUGCUGGCGAAGAAGGUGAAGAAUGCUUUUUUGACGGACGGUCUAAGGGGCUUAAGCUUGUUGAAAAGAAGAGUGGAGAUAAGACUGAGAAGUCAUGGGAAGUCCAGGGUGUCGGAUCUCUUCGAGUUCUCGUCAACAAAGAAGCUAAUCGCGCCCGCAUUGUUCUCCGAGCCGAGCCAAGCGGAAGGGCUGUCCUGAACACUGCCAUUAGUCGAACGAUUGACUACAAAAUCCAAGGCACCACUUGCACAUUUCCCGUACCUCGUGCAGACGGCUCGGCCAUGGAUAUCUGGACGCUUCGUAUCAAGAAAGAAGCUGCGUCGGAACUUGAAACUGCGUUGAAGUCUGCCAAGGAAUCUUUGCCAAACUAGACUCAUGCUACUAUUGUAUUCAACACCACAAUGUACCACUCCAUGCAUCUCAUGUAUUACAAUUUCAUGCCUCCAUGUAUCUUGCUUCAUGUUUCCCGUUUUCAUACUCAUACGGAGGAGUACUCGAGUCCUCCUUUUCCAACUGCUUGGAGUCAUCAAUUUAUUCUUCGUUUCCCAUUUCGUCAUUACUUUGGAGUCCAUUUUCUGUAUAGAGAGUAACGAUCUUUUUCUACAAUUGUUGUCCAUUAUCCUUUUUUCAGUCUCGCCAAUGUUCAAAAUUGCCAAGCAUUUACAGCCUCGGUUUUGAUGUCCUUUUUUCCCCUAAUCAAUUUUCAAGUUCUGGUUGUCCUGCAGCAUGGCGUUUGUUAAUUUUUCGCCCAUCAUCAAGCCUCUGCUUCAUUUAUCUUUAUCGUCCAGGUGUAUUAUCAAUUUUAAAAAAGCGAAUCGUCUUUGUGUACUUAUUAGUAUUGAGAA